AUGAGAAGAAAAAAUAUUUGGUCAGCAGAAUGUCUUUUAGAUGAAAAGGUAGAAAACGAAAAAAAAUAUUAUUUAGUGAAAUGGAAAGGUACUGAUAGAACAACUGGAAAACAGUGGGAACCUACAUGGGAACCGGAUAGAAAUUGUUCUGCAGCUUUAAAAAAAGAUUGGAUGCUAAAACAACAAAGUGAUAAUACUCAUUCCAACAUGACAUCAACAAUAGAAACCGCACAAGAACCCAGCCAAGAGGCCCAUUCGCUAGGAAAUGAUGAUUUGAUUGAAAAAUCUCUCGAUAUUGAUAAUAUUCAUUACAACAUAGCAUUAAAAAUGCUUGAGAAAGAGCCCGACCAAGAAAUCCAGCCACUAGGAAAUGAUGAUUGGAUGGAAAAUUUUCCCAACAUUGAUAAUAUUCAUUACAACAUAGCAUUAAAAAUACUCGAGGAAGAAAUGACACAAGUACCCGACCAAGAAACCCAGCCACUAGAAAAUGAUAAUUUGAUGGAAAAAUCUCCCAAUGUUAAUCAAAAUGAUGAAGUGAGACAAUCAAUGAAUAAGAGAAAAGCAACUGAUAUAUCAAACAAUCUCAUAAAGCAACAUAAGGGAUAUUAUGAAAAAACAAAUACUAGGUAUGAAAACCUUAUAAAAUAUUUAUAUUCAUCAAAUGAAACUGUAAAAAUGGAAAUGAAGACAAUUCAAAAAAACCAAAUACUAUUGAAAAGAGAAUUGGAAAUAAGUCUGUCAGAAUUAGAAAAUAAAAAAACCCAUUUGAAAAGUUUACAAGAAGAUAUUAGAGGAGAUUGA
Entrophospora sp. SA101 is the source of this 801-nucleotide messenger RNA. Lineage: Eukaryota; Fungi; Glomeromycota; Glomeromycetes; Entrophosporales; Entrophosporaceae. The record is from the annotation of a GenBank genome assembly.